UCACUAGUAAGCUAUUUUAAUUUCAUCUUUUUUUUUUCUCUCACUCUCUCUAUUUUAGUUUUGAAGCUCAAUUCUAGGUACUUAACAGUUAGCAGGCUACUUUUCUCGAGGAAAUGGCUUCCAAGUCAUCAACCCGUAAGAUGAGCUUGAAGCUUCUAAUCAACAAAAAGGACGAUAAAGUUGUCUUCGCUGAAGUUAAAAAUGAUUUCAUAGAUUUCCUCUUCAACCACUUCUUGACUUUGCCCAUUGGCACCAUCGUGAGUUUCCUCCCAAAAGAAAAUUGCCUAAGAGACCUGCAUGAGAGUAUCAACAAAAUGGAAAAAGCUUACCUGCUGCAUAAUGAGAGUGAGGACUUGACCUUGAAACUGAAAACACCAGUCUUUGCUUUUCUUCCUUUCUUUAAUCGUUAUUCAUCAAGGAGUCGGAGUGAUCAGCACGACGACUUGGUUACCUACAUGGUGGCUGAUGACUUGUCGGUUACACCCAUGUCCAUGACAUCAACCAUGGCUCUAUUUAAGAAAUACAACAUACAGGAAGUUGAUGUUCUUGAGGAAAAGGUGGUUUCAAUUGGCCUUGAAGAGGCUUUGCACCUGUUGCAUUGUGCUUUGCAUUCCGAGGAAGCUCUCACUAAUGUCUUCCUUUAGAAAGAAGAAACAAAAACAAAUGAAGGAUAAGGGGAUGAUUUAGUUUGUUCUCCUCCCUUACAAUCUAUAAAUUUGGUUGUUUGAGGGCUGAACCAUUCAAGUAUGUAAACUCUCUUGGUUCUUGAAUUUGUAAAAAUCAUAAAGUUCCGAAUCUCUUAACAAUGUUUAUGCUUAAUUGUCUUUAUGUAAUGUAAACUCUCUUUGUCCUUAUAAGAAUCCCUGCAUCGCCCCAA
This is a messenger RNA of Vitis vinifera (wine grape), 877 nucleotides long. RefSeq lists its product as uncharacterized. The transcript is spliced from 3 exons. The record is from RefSeq and is a predicted model, not a curated record. Lineage: Eukaryota; Viridiplantae; Streptophyta; Magnoliopsida; Vitales; Vitaceae. The coding region runs from base 114 to 644 and encodes 176 amino acids.